Messenger RNA from Trichoderma gamsii, 1419 nucleotides. RefSeq lists its product as hypothetical. The coding region runs from base 1 to 1419 and encodes 472 amino acids. Lineage: Eukaryota; Fungi; Ascomycota; Sordariomycetes; Hypocreales; Hypocreaceae. The record is from RefSeq and is a predicted model, not a curated record. The transcript has a single exon.
AUGCGCUUGCCGCUGGCGCUCGCUCUCGGCGCGCUGCUUGGGGCUGCCCAGGCAAAAGUCGUGAUCCGAGCCGACAGCAGCAGCUCAUCCGCCCCAGCCGAUGAUCCAUCAUCAUCAUCAUCAUCCGCAGAGUCGACCACGCCGCCGCCCACCUCAUCGACGCCGUCAUCGGCUGCUCCCCCUCCGACGUCUUCCAGCUCCUCGUCCUCGCCGAGCGCCGCCGGCAGCACGACGACCGUCACCGAGACCGACACCGUCACCAACACCGCGGGCGGCAAGACGUCAACAACCACAAAGACGCUGACCACCACGCAGACAACCACCGUUGUCGUCACGUCCACGGCUUUCACGACCACCACUGUUACCAGCAGCGACGCGCAGACAGCCACCAAGACGGUCUUCGACACCACCACCGUCUUUGUGACGCCCACGGCCACCGGCCCUGCCCAGAAGCGAGAUCGAUGGAUUGUGCCCAGGACCGGCGCUGAUGCCGAGCCUACGGAUGCCCCCAGCGCUGAGGAUGUCGAGCACUACCUGGCCCUGCGCGGUCUGGAGCCGCGUGAUAUCGUCACCGAUUUCGUGACGGUGACUGUUGAUGGAGGCGGCAGCGACACCACCGUCACCGACACCGUUACCAAGACGCUCAAGGAUACCUCAACAUCCAAAACUACCAUCACCAACACCAUCACGGAGACUGAUCAAAUCAACGCCAAGACCACAAUCACCACUACCAGCACCUUGACCGUCACCUCCACUGUUGUUACCACCGGCGUCGUGGAGUCGACAACUGGCCCGGUCACCUCAAACACCGGCACCCCGGACAACAAUGGGUCGCAUGCCGCCGCCAGCUCUGGCCUGUCUACAGGCGCCAAGGCUGGUAUCGGUGUCGGUGUCGGUGUUGGUGGCCUUCUUCUCAUCGGAGCCGCCAUCUUGCUACUUCUCAGACGUCGCAACCGCAGCCCUAGCCCUGAUCACGACGAUUUGGUCGGUGCUUCUGAGGUCCCGAUAGGCGGCGCCGGUGGUGGAGGUGGUGGAGGUGGUGGUCACCAGCAACCCAUGUCUUCACACACCGCUUCCGCUGCUGCUUUCCUUGCCCCGGGACGUACCCCAGCCAAGGCUCCCGAGGGGUACCGUGGUACCGCUUUGGGCGAUGGACGUGCUGGAUUCGCCAAGCCAGAGCCGUACGGUUCAGCCUACAACACUCCCAGCCCGGCCACCACAAAUGCAAACACCGUUAGCCCUGUUUCGUUCCCCUCGGCCCGGCUCGCUCCUGCUCAUGUUGACGCAGCAGAGCUGGGCAAUGACAACCUCAACGCCAACAAGUGGCAUGACUCCAAUGCCGCCGAAAUCGAUGGCAACGCUGUCAUGGGCCACCAGAGCGGGCCUGUGUACGAAAUGCCCACGCAGACGUACCAUUAG